Messenger RNA from Choloepus didactylus (southern two-toed sloth), 10569 nucleotides. RefSeq names its product AT-rich interaction domain 4A (gene ARID4A). The record is from RefSeq and is a predicted model, not a curated record. Gene Ontology annotation, molecular function: transcription cis-regulatory region binding. The transcript has 17 exons. The coding region runs from base 1282 to 4485 and encodes 1067 amino acids. NCBI's taxonomy places the organism in Eukaryota, Metazoa, Chordata, Mammalia, Pilosa, Megalonychidae. Gene Ontology annotation, cellular component: nucleus. Gene Ontology annotation, biological process: regulation of transcription by RNA polymerase II.
GCAGUCAUACUCAGGUCCAGAAUAUUUCACUGUCUUCUUCUGUUAUUCUCUUUCUUUAAUUCUCUGUAAUUAAUCAUUUAUUGGGAUCUUUCGAUUCUUCCUUCAGAAUGUGUCCAAUGGUCUGUCUUUAUUCUCUGGUUCCCAUUACCCUUUUAUACCUGAUCUAUAGUAACUACCCCAGGUUUCAUUAAUUUGACUCUGAAUUCUUUCUUUCCUAAUGCAGGCUAAUUUUCCAGGAAUAACCUUUAUAGAGAAAUAUUUUUAAAAUGCUCAUUUAAUCACGAUAGCCCUGUUCUCAAAAACCUUCAGUGACUCUCCUUAAUGGAUCAAACCGUAUGCAUUCUUCAGGUGGAUAUUUGAGGCUAUUGCUAGCUCUAUUUAGCGUUUUCAGCAUAAACUCUCUAUUUAGGUUCUUUCUUAACUGCCAUGUAAGUAAGACACUUUACUCCUCCAAGCCUUUACCCCUGCUUUAAAUCAUUUAGUCAGUAUUUACUAAAGCUCUACAGUGAGUUCAGUUUUUAUUAGAUUCCUUAGAAGAGAGAGAAGUAUAUUUGUAAUACAUUGCCCUCAAGAAGUACAUCUAAAAGAUUUAAUAGUAAAUAAGUAAAAAAAUGUGUGGUGCAGGCACUGGAAUAAAACAGGGAGUAUUGGGGAAAGGAAGAGUGCACCUAAAUUUUAAAGAAGGUUUUGGAAAUGGCAUGUCUUAGGUGGUUUGGUAGAGAAAGCUAAUCUUGCUUCAUUGGGAAGGAAUGGUAAAAAGAGAUGGGCAAGAGAGUUAUUUCAUAAGAGGAUAUGUAGUAUUUGAUAACACCUAUUUGCCAUCUCUUACAUAUCUCUUUAAGGUUUAGCUCAUCUUACUUCCUCUGUGUGGCUUCCCCUAACCACUCUAACAUAAGUACAUCAGUACAUACCCUCUUUUCUGAGUUUUGAUAUCACUUAUCUUUAAUAAUUUUGGCACAAAAUAUGUCCCUACUUUGAUUAUAAUCCCUUAUAGAGCUGAGGCCCUUUUUUAGGUCCUUAUGUGCAUGUUAAAUACGUUAUUCAAUUCCUAUAUUGUGGAUUUGUUUGCAUUCUGAAAAGUCUUUCAACUUUUUCAGCUGCACAGACAGGUAAAUGGGUUUGGAUUCAGUAUGUUCAGACCAUAGAUUGCCCAGAGAUGUGUGUGUGUGUGUAUUUUUACAAAUGCCUUUAUUUACUUAACAGAUUAAUCAUUUUCCAGACGAUGUAGAAGAUAAAAGAUGAGAAAGACAUGAUUCUUACAUUUGACAACUUCAUAGUCUAAUGCAGAGAAUAAUCCAAGUAAUAUCUCCCAGCUGUAAUGAUGACAUCACAGUGAAAAAAGACCAGUGUUUGGUUCGAUCAUUUACUGAUUCCAAAUUUUACUCAAUAGCAAGAAAGGACAUCAAGGAAGUAGACAUUUUCAAUCUACCCGAAUCUGACCUCUCUGCGAAACCAGAGCUGCAGAAAGCAAGUAUCUUCAUAAAAACAAGAGUUGUUCCUGAUAAUUGGAAAAUGGAUAUAAGUGAAAUCCUUGAGUCAUCCAGUAGUGAUGAUGAAGCUGGCCCAGCUGAAGAAAAUGAUGAAGAGAAGGAAAAAGAGGCUAAAAAGGAAGAAGAAGAGGUGCCUGAGGAAGAACUUGAUCCUGAAGAGAGGGACAACUUCCUCCAACAGCUUUAUAAGUUUAUGGAAGACAGAGGUACUCCAAUCAACAAACCACCUGUUUUGGGCUAUAAAGAUCUCAAUCUCUUCAAACUCUUCCGACUGGUUUAUCAUCAGGGUGGAUGUGACAAUAUUGAUAGUGGUGCUGUAUGGAAGCAAAUUUAUAUGGACCUUGGCAUUCCCAUUUUGAAUUCAGCUGCUUCCUACAAUGUAAAAACUGCUUAUAGAAAGUAUCUCUAUGGUUUUGAAGAGUACUGCCGUUCAGCAAAUAUUCAAUUCAGAACUAUUCACCACCAUGAACCAAAAGUAAAAGAAGAAAAAAAAGACUUAGAAGAAUCAAUGGAAGAGGCUUUAAAAGUAGAUCAAGAAAUGCCUCUAGUAGAAGUAAAGAGUGAACCUGAUGAAAAUAUUGAUUCAAACAGUGAAAGUGAAAGAGAAGAAACAGAAUUAAAAUCUCCAAGGGGACGAAGGAGAAUUGCUCGAGAUGCAAAUUCUAUUAAAAAGGAAAUUGAAGAGGAGAAAACAGAAGACAAACUAAAAGAUGACGAUACAGAAAAUAGGGAUGUAGAUGAUGACUAUGAAACUGCAGAGAAAAAAGAAAAUGAGCUCCUCCUGGGGAGAAAAAAUACACCAAAGCAAAAAGAGAAGAAGAUUAAAAAGCAGGAGGAUUCUGACAAAGACUCAGAUGAAGAGGAAGAGAAAAGCCAAGAGAGGGAAGAAACUGAAAGCAAAUGUGAUUCUGAAGGGGAGGAAGAUGAGGAAGACAUGGAACCCUGCUUAACAGGAACCAAAGUAAAAGUAAAAUAUGGACGAGGAAAAACGCAGAAAAUUUAUGAAGCCAGUAUUAAAAGCACUGAAAUUGAUGAUGGAGAAGUUUUAUACUUGGUACAUUACUAUGGAUGGAAUGUCAGGUAUGAUGAGUGGGUGAAAGCUGAUAGGAUAAUCUGGCCUUUGGACAAAGGUGGACCAAAGAAAAAACAGAAGAAAAAAGCUAAAAAUAAAGAAGAUGAUGAAAAGAGGGAUGAGGAGAGACAGAAGUCAAAACGUGGACGACCUCCUUUAAAAUCUGCCCUUUCACCGAACAUGCCAUAUGGUUUGUCUAAGACACCAAACAGCGAAGGAAAAUCAGACUCUUGUUCAUCUGAUAGUGAAACAGAAGACCCUUUAGAAAAGAAUUUGAUGAAUGAAGAACUUUCUCCUGAUAUAAAAGAAGAAUUAGAAAAAAAUGAAAAUUUAAAUGAUGAUAAACUAGAUGAAGAAAAUCCAAAGAUUGCACAUCUAUUAAAAGAAAAUGAUAGGACUCAAUUGCAGCCUUUAGAAACCCUGAAGUUAGAAGUUGGAGAGAAUGAACAAAUUGUACAAAUUUUUGGAAACAAAGUUGAACAAGUAGAAGAAGUUAAGAAAGAAGCAGAAAAAUCUCCUAAAGGAAAAGGAAGAAGAAACAAAACAAAAGAUCUUUCUUUAGAAAUUAUAAAGAUUUCAUCAUUUAGCCAGGAUGAAGCAGGAAGUGAACCUCAUGUAGAAACUCAGAGUCUUGAAUUUCCUUCAUUAGGUAGGAAAGACUUUUCUUCUACCACUGCAGAUGAAACUGACCAAUGUGCAAAAGAAAAAAAGUUGAAACGGAAAAUACUAGGGCAGUCAUCACCAGAGAAGAAAACAAGAAUUGAGAAUGGAAUGGACAUGACAAAUAAUGUAUCUCAAGAAAGGACCAGUGAUUGUAUUGGAUCUGAGGGAAAGAAAAAUUUAAAUUUUGAACAGCACUUCGAAACAGAAAAUGAGGGAAUGCCAUCAUUAAUAGCAGAGUCAAACCAAUGCAUUCAAGAAUUGACUAGUGAAAAAUUUGAUAGUCCAGCUGAAGAAACUGUAAAUACUCCACUGAAAGAAGAAGAGGAUACAAUGCCUCUGAUUGGGCCUGAAACUUUGGUUUGUCAUGAGGUAGAUUUGGACGAUUUAGAUGAAAAGGAUAAGACCAGUUUUGAUGAUGUAGUGGUAGAAAGCUCUGAGUCUAAUUCUCUUGUUUCAAUCCCACCUGCCCUACCUCCUGUAGUACUUCAUAACAUUUCAGUAUCUUCACCACUUACUCUCAGUCAAGAUGAAUCUCGAAGUAUAAAAAGUGAGAGUGACAUAACGAUUGAAGUUGAUAGUAUUGCUGAAGAGUCUCAAGAAGGUCUCUGUGAGAGGGAAUCAGCAAAUGGUUUUGAAGCCAGCAUUGCUUCGAGUGCAUGUAGUAUAAUUGUACAAGAAAGAGAGACCAGAGAAAAGGGUCAGAAAAGGCCAAGUGAUGGAAAUGGUGGAUUGUUGGCAAAAAAGCAAAAGCGUACCCCAAAGCGAACGAGUACUGUAGCCAAAAAUGAAAAGAAUGGAACAGGACAAAGCAGUGAUAGUGAAGAUCUUCCUGUCCUAGACAAUUCAAGUAAAUGUACUCCAAUAAAGCAUCUUAGUGUAUCUAAGCCACAGAAGCUUGCACGAUCUCCUGCAAGAAUAUCCCCCCACAUCAAAGAUGGAGAAAAAGAUAAACACCGAGAAAAACACCCAAAUUCAUCCCCUAGGACGUAUAAGUGGAGCUUUCAACUCAAUGAAUUAGAUAAUAUGAACAGUACAGAAAGAAUCUCUUUUCUCCAAGAAAAACUACAGGAAAUCAGAAAAUAUUACAUGUCUUUGAAGUCUGAAGUUGCAACAAUAGACAGGAGGAGAAAACGAUUAAAAAAGAAAGACAGAGAAGUGUCUCAUGCAGGAGCCUCCAUGUCAUCUGCUUCAUCAGACACUGGAAUGAGUCCCUCAUCAUCAUCUCCCCCACAAAAUGUACUUGCUGUAGAAUGCAGGUGAUAAAUGUUUUCUCUGCCUUCCCAGCAGUUUGCUGCCAUGGACAUAAAUUCCAAAUCCCUGAAAUACAACCACAGAAAACACUCAGUUGUUUGACAUUGCCAAGUACAUCCUGUAUACUUUUCCAGGCUGGAUUAUAUCUAUUCCUUUUUCUUUUCUUUCUUCCUGUUGCAAAAAAUAAGCUGAUUAAUAAUUGAAGGUUAGGCAGCCUGCCAUUUUGUCAUAAUUUUUCCCUUUUUUUUUUUUCAUUUUUUUGUGAAUAUAGUAAAAGGGCACUUAGUAAAUUUGAAAUUGUAUAUUAAAGCUUUCAGGUGUUAUAGAAAUCAUAGACAAGCAGGUGCACAUGAUAAACAUCAAAAUAUUAUCCAGCUGAAUAGUUAUUGCUGCACUUUCACUAAGAUGUAUUUGAACACUUGGUGAGUAGGGGGUUUAUUUUGUGUUUUAUUUUUGUUGUUGUUUUUUAUUUUUGUGGAAGCACUUGCUAUUUAGAACUGCCAAAGUAUUUGUUUAGCAGUGUGCCCAAUUUUAAAGAUGUAAAUGGGACAAAAUAAAUUGUGAAAGGAAGUGUAGUUGACUGAAAACUACAGUUGUAAUAAGUCUUCCACUUUUUAUAGGAUUUUUGAGCACACAAUUAUGCAAAUAUUUUAAUGUUUAUUAAUGUUUACAGUGGAAUUGUGAAUAAGUUUUCAGUGGACUAUCUUAUCCCUUGACAAAAAUAUUUUGUCUUUUUUCUAUGUAAUUUCAGAGUUUUUAUUUUGUUACAAAAAGACAAAAAUGAAAUAUAUAACAACAAUGAAGUUAUUUAACAAAAUUUCUAAAGCUGAAAAUUUUGUGUAAAAUAAGGUAUUAUCUUGCAACUUGUUAAAUAUAUUUAUUCAGACAUUGGAUGUUGUAUUUUUAUGUAUUUUUAAAAAUAUUAAUAAAACUGAAAAAAACAAAAUUCUAGGUUAAUUCACUCUUUGGAUGACAGUAGCUCUCAGCUGUCCCUUUUACAGGAGGUUGUGUCCAGCAGCCUUCCCUGGAUUGAAGGGGGCUUGUCUCAGUCCUUCAGACAGUUUAGAACUAUAAAUGGGCAUCUGGAUCAUUAAAGCAUGUCCUCCUUUAGAAACUUUGGCAGUCCUAGUGUUUAAACUGUUCUGAGGAUCAAAUUUUUGGUUGCCCUUAAGAUACUUUGUCACAGUUUUUAUGUUUGCUAUACUGCCGAAUAAAUUUAUAUCUCCCAAAGUUGAGAUGCAACAACUAAGUAAAGCAACUAUGUGUGCUUUGUCUGUGAAUUGUCCCACAGACUGAUACAUUUUGUAAAUAAUUCUUCCAAAAUCAUGUAUUUAAAGCAGUUUUGCAUAUACAUUAUGUAAAAAGGUGAUUUUUUAAAAUCAAUUUUUAAAUUCAUGUUUGUACAUUGAAAGGGGUUUUUUAAACCUCUUUUUCUGUCUUUAAUAUGCUGUAGAUUAAAAACCUAGAUGCUCUAGACUGUAUAUCAGGAUCUGAUUUACAAGAACAAAGCCAGAGCUAAACACUGGUGAUGGCAUAGCUUACUGAAAUCAUUGUUUCUUAAUUUUAUUUUAGCACAUUGUGAACUUGUGAUUCAGAUUCCUUCCAUUUUUGCAGAGAAUUAAAAUCAAAAAAGUACUCUUGUAAAAUGCACUUUUCUGUCUUUUCUUUGCAAAGCAGAAGUGUUAACAAUGUAAAAUAAAAAUGGAGCUCAGCAGAUAGUAUUAAUAAAGGCCAUGUUUUAAACAUAGGCUUUAUAUUUUUAGUUUUCAUUUAAGUGAUUGUUUUUGUCUUAAGUGCCAGUAACUUAUAGUUGGAAAACCAGAUUUCAUGAGACAACAUUUCAGUGUAUUCUUCAGUCUUUAUUUAAAUAAAAAAUAAAAUAUUUACAGUUUUUAAUUAUAAAAAUGGAAUGAAAUGUGUCAUUUGAAUCCAGUUGGAACUAGCAGGCAAGCUUAGAUUCAUAUAUUUGAUAUUUUAAUGAUUUAUUUCAGUAACAAGUCAAUAAAUUUGGGAUAACUGUCACCUUGACUAUUGUCCCUCCUGAUUGAUAUAAUAAAUUUGAGAAUGAAGUAUUGAGCUCUUGCUACAGGGAGCUAAAAUUAUAUAUUCAUUGAAUAGAAAUAUAAGCACUGUUAAAAUCCUUUUAUUUUUGUAGCUGGUAAGAUUAUGAAAUUAAGUGAAUAUGGUCUAGCUAUUACAAUUUAAAUAUUAGUCAUAAAGGGUGUACAUUUUCAUAAAACAAGUAUUUUGAGUUUAGUAAGUAAUUUUGAGUUUAGUAAGUAAAUAUUUUGAAACGAUAGCUCUUGCAUGUGAUCAAGAAAAUUAAAAGUAUAAAGAUAGUCUUUAAUAUGUGCUGUCUAAAAUGGAAGGUGCUAUCUAUGAAAUUAAGUUAUUUAAAGAUUAUGGAGUUUUCUCUUUUAGUUUUUCAGAUGUGCUUGUAUUGUUUGUUUUGUAUUAAAUUUCUGGUUUUCCUUUUCCUUCACUAAGAAAGAAUGUUUGUACUCAGCACUUUUUAAAGACUAAUGCAUACUAUGUCUUCUAUGAAACUGCUCUAAAUUAUGGAAAUCUAUACAGAUUAAGCUAUGUAAUUUAAUGUGAUUGUCAACAUUGUGAAAGCAUUCAGAUGUGUAUUGAACCAUACAUACAACCUAUUGCCAGGAUUCAUUCAUAAACAAUUUAUUGAAUAUAUUCUAUGUGACAGGCAUUAUACUAAGGCCAAGGAGUCACAACUGUGAACAAAACAGAACGAGUCUUUGUCUUCUGCCUUCAUGGAAUGUAUAACCCAAUGAGGUAGAUGUUGAACAGUUUUUAAGCAGUUCUUAAUACUGCAUGUGUGUGAUAAGCAUAUGAAACUAUGGUGUGUCAUGAGAUGAUACAGAGCACAGCUAGUUGGAAGGCAAAGGUGGUCUGGGAAGGCUUUGCAGAGAAAGUGACAGAUUGAACCCCAGGACAAAUUAGGAAUUAGCUAGGCAAAUGGAAGGAAAGCAAAGGAGGGUAUAGUGUUCUAAGGAUGUGGUGGGGGGAGGCGGGGCAGAGAUUGGUGAAAAUGAGCAGGGCAAAAGUAGACAUGAGGCAGGAGCCAGGUCAAGCAGGUUGAUUCCUGCAUUGCCCAAACCAUGCACCUGUCCACCUCUGCCUUUUGUUCCUUCUGUUUCUUCCACCACUCUUCUUCCUGCUUGUCCAGAGCUAUCUCAAAAGCUACUUUCCCAUGAAGCUUUUGCUGACUUGUAACCACCAACAGAAUAUUGCCCUCUUUUAUGUUCCCAUAGCAUUUUUCUUCAAUCUAUUAUUAUUUUAUUUGACAACUUAUCCUGCAGUGUGUUUACCUGUGCAUUAUCUUUCUACCCUACAGAGGAUUACUUAAGUGCUCCUUGGUCAUAGGUGUAUCCCAUGAAGUGCCUCAUCCAGUAUCAAACACAUAGUAGUCAAAAAUGGUGUUUGAGAAAAAUUACUUUUGAAUUGCUACUGUAUGUUUUUUAUGAGUGAUCCUCAGGUACAAAGCUAAACAUUUAAGAGAAGUCUUCCUGGAGUUCUUUUCACAAGUGAUAAGAUUAAAGUAUCAUUUGAAAAUUGUAAAAUAGAUUUAACAGUAUAAUCCCCAACUUAAAAUAUUCUUAAGCCAAUGAAUUAUUCUUCCUUCUCUCCCUGUUUCUUCUUCCUCUCCCAUUAUUUCAUGAGGUUACACACAGAUUUUAUCUCAUUACAGGAAAAGAAGAAUAUGUUAUGGCAUUCUUUAUUAGUAAAGUUUGAGUGAUUCUUAGAACACUGUCUGCACUAAAGAGAAAUUUCUAACAAAUACGUGCUUAGUGUUUUCCCAGAGUAGGAAGGUAGUUUUUUAUCCUUUAAAUUUUAUUAUAAAAUCAAAUGAUGUUUUUCAUGUUGAGAAGCACAAAAAAAUUUUAUUCAUGUAGACCCAUUAUGUAUCUUUUUCAACAGAGUAAGAAGGGCAUUGUUUGUAAUUUUGAUAUCUGUCAUUAACAUAAUUAUGAAGCUGUUUUCAUUUUGUAGUCUGUAUCAUGCAGAAUUCAAUUUGAAAAGUUCUAUUUUGAAAAGCCCAUGGAACUUCCAUUGAAAUAUAAUAAAUGAUUGUUCUGCUCAAGUAAUUGAAUUUCUUCUCAAGGCUAAGUUAAAUCGAACAAGAUAAUCUAAUUCAAAAGUCUUGCCAGUUUAGGAUUGCCAGAUUUAGCAAAUACAGAUACAGGACAUCCAUUUAAAUUUGAAUUUCAGAUAAAUAAUAAUGUUAGUAUAACUGUGUCCUAUGCAAAAAUUAUUCAUUGUUUAUCUGAAAUUCAAAUUUAAUUGGCCAUCCUGCAUUUUAUAUGACUACAGUAAUUUCUCUUCUGCCGUAUUCCAAGGCAUAUAUUUAUUGUCCUCCAAAGAACCUUUUCUUGGUCACUGAUGGAGGAUUUAAAACUGCUGAAGAUUCUCCUGGUUUCCAAGGAUAAAUGUCCCUGGGGAAUCUGUAAGUUAUUUUUAGAAUUAAUCAUAUCCUUGAUGUAGUCAUCAUCUCCAGGAUUUGCCCUAUAAUAUAAUAGCUAAGCUUUUACAAGAUAAUUGUGAAUGCACUCCGAUUUUUCUGGGAGUGAUCUUUGCUGAGGCGAGCAUAUUUCUCAUCAAUGCAAACUGCCCUCAGAAGUUCUCAACUUUCAUUUCUAUCCAUACCUGCUAACCAAAUCUGAUUGCAUUAAAAUUAAAAACUUGUAUAUGAGCCACUAUAAAUAUUCAUAUUUUUUUUUUUGUGAGCUUAUGUUUUCAUUUCUGUCGGGUAAAUACCUAGGAGUGAGACUGCUGAAUUGUAAAGCUAUACCAUUUUGCAUUUCUGUCUGCAAUAUACAAGAAUUCCAGUUGCACUGCAUCCUCAUCUUCAUUUUAUAUUGUCAGUUUGUAUUUUUUUUAGCCAUUCUAAUAAGUAUGAAGUGAUAUUCUACCAUGGUUUAAUUUGCAUUUCCUCCAUGACUAAUGAUGUCAUGCAUUGAAUUUUUAAUAUCUAGCCGUCUCCAGAGUUAGUGUGUAGAGAAAUGGGAACUUCUAUACACUGCUAGUGCAAGUGUAAAUUAAUAUAUCUAGUGAAGAUGAGUUUACCCUUUGGCCCAACAGUUCCGUAUAACCUGGAGAAAAUCUAUGUAUACUAGUAUGCUAGACUACUACUUACAGCAUGGUUUGUGCUGGCCAAAAAAAGGGGGAAACACCUUAAAUUCAACAGAAUGAUGGAUAAAUAAAUUGUGGUCUAGUAAAUAAAUGUAAUACUGUAGAGCAGUUAAAAUGAAUGAACUAGAGCUAAAUGUAUAAACAUGAAUCUCAAAAAUAAACAAGUGAAAACAGCAAGUUGCCAAAUGAUCCAUACAAUACAAUACCAUUUCUACAAAAUUUGAAAAUGCAAAACAAUGCAACAUAUUGGUUUUGUUUAUGUAAUUGUAAGUAUAAAAACAUGAGUGGGAAUGAUAAACACUAAGUUCAGGAUAAUGAUUCUCUUUGGAGGAAAUGGGAAAGAUUGAGGAAGGAUAUACAAAGGGGCAUUUAUUCUGUUCAAAAGAAUCUGAAGCAAAUAUGACAAAAUGCUAAGAUUUGAUAAACUGAGUGUUGAUCAUAUUAUUCUCUAUCCUUUACUGUGUUAGAAAUAUUUCAUAAUUAAAAAACACCCAAUGAACUCUUUCAUAAUAAGGUGAAAAUAAUCGGUAGUAUUACCCUAUCAGUUGAUCAGUGUCCAUUCAUAUUAUCUCAACCCUAUGAAAGAAGUAGUAUUUUGUUUUGAUACAUGAAAAACAUUCCAUGGUCAAGGGAGUAGUAAGUGGCAGAAUUAGGACUCAAACCUGUUAUUUAUGAUUCCCAAGUUCAAUGUGUGUUCGAUUACAUCUGUGCUGUCUUAAGAAGCUUCUGCUUCCUUGGAGCAGUGUUUAUAUUUUGACCAAAGACUGAAUCUCUCAUCCAGAACCUUUUAUGAGUCAGAGUGCUGGUGAGUACCAAAUUUUGAGGAGAAAGAGAAAUCAUCAGUUUUAUCUUUUCAUCCAUCGUCACUUUCCAUUUCUGAUUGCUCUUUUCAAAAUCUAUCAUGAUAAUAUUUAGUGACACCACAACUGUUGGUUGACAGUGGUA